AUGUCGGCCGCUACAGUCGCCGGUCAGUCUAUAGACUGGGCAACGUCGAUGCUCGUCAGCAAGUCAGGUCCUUUCGGAGUCUUUUCGACUGGUUUAUCCAUCCUUACCGGUUGGAACCCAUUCUCUUGGAACCCGGACACGUACACGGCCAUCUUGUGUCUCGUGGGCGUUUUCGCCUUUCUCAAAAACUACAUGUGCCAGUUCAGGACUUGGUUGGAACAACACUUUACGUCGCAAGUCUACAUCUCGAGGACGGACGAAUCGUACGACAUGCUCUCGACGUGGGUUGCCUCUCGAGGACUGCAACACUCGGCCCGCUCCACCGUGGCCCGCGUGGACGGCGGCCGCAACGACCAGGAGGAUAAGAAGAAGCCCCUGACGUUUGCUCCCUGGAACGGGAGCUUCUUCUUUCUCUACAAGGGGAGCGUCGUAUCCUACAGCACCCACUUGCGAGACAACGGCCUGCAAAAGGAGGAAGAGGUUGUCCUCGGAUGCUUCGGUCGAUCAUCGACGAUACUGAAGACGCUGCUGCAAGAGUGUCGGGUGGAAUACUUGGGGCAGAUUGAAGACAAGACGACCAUUUUCGAAAACCGCGGCGACGCGUGGAUGAAGAUGGUGACGAGAGAAACCCGGCCAUUGUCGACCGUCAUCGUCGACGAGCAAAAGCAGCUCCUCGUGGAGGAUGCGCGCGACUUCCUCAGCACCAAGACGCGGAAAUGGUUCGCGCAACGUGCGCUUCCAUAUCGCCGGGGGUACCUGCUCCACGGCCCCCCCGGGACGGGCAAGUCGAGCUUUAGUCUUUCCAUUGCCGGGGAGCUUGGUCUCGACGUCUACAUUGCCCACAUCCACGAUGCGAGUGACCAGACGCUCAAGAGUCUGUUUUCCAAACUUCCGCAGAGAUGUGUCGUGCUGCUCGAAGACAUCGACGCCGUCGGCAUCACGCGCUCCUCCAAAGGGCUCCAAGAGGCCGCCACGACGUGGGCGGGCACUUUGUCUGGGCUGCUGAAUAUCCUUGACGGCGUGUCUUCGCAGGAGGGUCGGCUCUUGAUCAUGACGACGAACCACGUUGAGAAUCUGGACGAGGCGCUUAUUCGGCCAGGCCGAGUCGACCUCAAAGCUGGAUUCCAGCUAGCCGACGCGAACGCCAUACGUCGGAUUUUUGCCUUUGUUUUCCACCAAGACACAACGGAGGCUUCGACAAGCCGCGGGCACGAGGUCGAUCCGACGCUGGAGACGAUGGCCAAAAGCUUUGCCGCCAGGGUCCCGGAGCACGAGUUUAGCCCUGCCGAAGUGAUUUCCUACCUCUUACAGUACAAGCACUCAUUGGCGGCUGCUGUUGAGAAUGCAGAGGAAUGGGUUGCAGCGAUGAGGAAGGAGAAGAGAGACAAAGUGUUGAAAUAG
Messenger RNA from Drechmeria coniospora, 1401 nucleotides. RefSeq lists its product as uncharacterized. Gene Ontology annotation, cellular component: mitochondrial inner membrane. The record is from RefSeq and is a predicted model, not a curated record. Lineage: Eukaryota; Fungi; Ascomycota; Sordariomycetes; Hypocreales; Ophiocordycipitaceae. The transcript has 2 exons. Gene Ontology annotation, biological process: mitochondrial respiratory chain complex III assembly; protein insertion into mitochondrial inner membrane from matrix. Gene Ontology annotation, molecular function: ATP binding; ATP hydrolysis activity. Bases 1 to 1401 code for a protein of 466 amino acids.